AUGGAACUCAAAGAAAAGCUACUCAGAAGGCCUUCUGUCGAUUUAGACAACUCACAAGAAGCCCCUGUCUUGCCUAGAUGGUCUUUUGAACGUAGUGACCAUUCGAUCCUAAGCACUGAGCGGUUGUUCCAACAGUGGAAUCAGUACGAUGCCCAGGACACACGAUACGAAGCCGGCCAUCUGAUCGAGGAGGAGAACAACAUUAAACGUAGAGAGGUUAUUGUCACCUGGGCCAGCCCCAACGACCCCUCCAACCCUCUAAACUGGCCCAACCGACAAAAAUGGAUAACCACCAUCCUCGUCUCCCUCUUCACCUUCAUCUCUCCCUUCUCCUCCACAAUAGUAACCCCCGCGCUACCUGCCAUCGGCAAGCAAUUCAACAUAAAAGAAGGUUUCAAGCGCCAACUCAUUAUGACCAUCUUCCUGCUAGGCUACGCCCAAGGUCCCUUCAUACUCGCGCCCUUAAGCGAAAUCUACGGGCGCGUCACAGUGCUUCAAUACGCAAACCUCAUCUACCUCGUCUUCAACACCUGCUGCGGCUUCGCACAGUCCGGGCCGCAGAUGCUCGCAUUCCGGUUCUUGAGUGGACUUGGGGGUGCAGCACCACAGGCUUUAUGCAGCGGCGUCUUAGCAGAUACGUGGAGCAAAGAAGAACGCGGAAAGGGUCAGGCUAUUUACGGUAUCCUGACCUGGCUCGCUCCCUGUAUCGCACCUAUCUGCGGCGCGUACAUUUCGACGGGGGUGAGCUGGCGCUGGAUCUUCUUCGCUACGUCCAUAUUCACCGUCUUUGUGCAGCUUACCGCCGUGUUCUUCCUCGCUGAGACUUUUGCGCCGGCGAUCCUUGCUAAAAAGGCGAAGGCUAUGAGAAAGGAUAUGGCGGAUGGAGCGGUGAUUGUGCGCACGGAGUUCGAGACGGGAGAUCGAAUGAGUAGGAUUCUGAGGAAGAGGUUGGUGCUCCCGUUUAUAAUGAUGUUUACGCAUCCGGCGACGCAGGCGCCAUCGACGUAUCGGGCGUUUUUGUAUGGGGUUAUGUAUCUCAUGCUGUCGACGUUUCCGAUGGUGUUUGAGGAGGCGUAUGGUAUGAGUGUUGGCAACGCAUCAUUGAACUACCUAUCGUUGUGUUUGGGGUUUAUGGUAGGAUUGCAGAUUUCGCAUCCGCUUAUGGAUGGGUUGUACGCUCGUAUGAAAUCCUACUACAACCUCACCGAAGGCCUCCCUGAAUUCCGCGUCCCACCCAUGCUCAUCGCAGGCAUUUUGUGUCCUAUCGGACUCUUCAUAUACGGCUGGACAGCACACUACCAUGUCCAUUGGAUCGUGCCGAACGUCGGUGCUGCCAUCACUGCUGUGGGUCUCAUCAUUGGGUUUCAGUGCUCUCAGGCGUAUACGACGGAUGCGUAUGAAGCGCGGUAUGCGGCGUCGGCGGCGAGCGUGGGUGCGUUUAUGCGGACCAUGUGCGGGUUUAGCUUUCCGCUCUUUGCGCCGCAGAUGUAUGAAAGCAUGGGGUUGGGGUGGGGGAAUAGUUUGUUGGCGUUUUUGACGUUGGGGUUGGGUUUGGUGGGGCCUGUUGGGUUGUGGUUCUAUGGGCCGAAGUUGAGGAAGAUGAGUUGGAGGGGGUUGGAUUGA
Bipolaris oryzae ATCC 44560 is the source of this 1623-nucleotide messenger RNA. RefSeq lists its product as uncharacterized. Bases 1 to 1623 code for a protein of 540 amino acids. The record is from RefSeq and is a predicted model, not a curated record. Gene Ontology annotation, molecular function: transmembrane transporter activity. The transcript is spliced from 4 exons. NCBI's taxonomy places the organism in Eukaryota, Fungi, Ascomycota, Dothideomycetes, Pleosporales, Pleosporaceae. Gene Ontology annotation, biological process: transmembrane transport.